Vigna unguiculata (cowpea) is the source of this 2882-nucleotide messenger RNA. Its product is annotated as serine/threonine-protein kinase Nek6-like. Gene Ontology annotation, cellular component: cortical microtubule. Gene Ontology annotation, molecular function: ATP binding; protein serine/threonine kinase activity. The record is from RefSeq and is a predicted model, not a curated record. NCBI's taxonomy places the organism in Eukaryota, Viridiplantae, Streptophyta, Magnoliopsida, Fabales, Fabaceae. Gene Ontology annotation, biological process: protein phosphorylation; microtubule-based process.
UUUUUGAUGCAUAAACUUUACUCAGAAAUAAUCUUAUUUUUGGUGGUAAAAUCUGUUUUUGACUCUGGUAAGUUUCAUAAACCCAAUAUUGGUUUGACUAAAAAUUUAAGAGAAGAAUAUGUAAAUGUGAAACCACGUCCUUGGUAUAUAUAUAGUCUGUACUUGACCUUGUUGCAAUGUCCCCAUUCUCUCUCUACAUGUUCUUUUGUUUUGGGUAAGUUAACUCAUAACCUUUCAAUUUUCUUGGUGGUGAUAUAUUCUACUUUACCAGAGUUCUCUUUCUCUCUCUCUCUCUCUCUCUCCAAUUGUGUCUUCUGAGGAGGUAGUUUAGUGUCAUAAUUGUGGAAUGUGGCUUUACUCAUCUUUCAUGUGAAGCCCUUCAUAUGGUUGCUACGACCUAUUGAAUAGUCCCCAAAAUUCAUUCCAUAAGGAUACAUUUACUUUGCCCAAUUAAUGCCCUUCAGCAUACAGGGGGUGUCUUCAAUUACAGCACUUGGAUGAAAAAAAGGGUAGAAAGGUUUGGUAGUAGAAUUCACACUCACACACACUUUGCCAUAAAGAAUCUUUUCUUUCUUUUUCUUUCCCAAGUUCGUAGUAGCAAAUCAGGAUCUGCUGCUUCACUGCUUCUUCACCCUCUGUCUUCUACCUUCUGGAAUUUUCUAUGGAGACAGAGAACGGUGACACCAAGUCCAAAAAGAUGGAAGACUAUGAAGUGAUAGAGCAAAUUGGAAGAGGGGCUUUUGGCUCUGCCUUCCUCGUUCUUCACAAGUCCGAGAAAAAGAGGUAUGUGCUGAAAAAGAUUCGGUUGGCCAAACAGACAGAGAAGUUCAAACGUACUGCACACCAAGAGAUGAACCUGAUUGCAAAGCUGAAUAACCCAUACAUUGUGGAGUACAAAGAUGCUUGGGUGGAGAAGGAGGACCACAUAUGCAUUAUAACUGGCUAUUGUGAAGGAGGUGACAUGGCAGAUAACAUAAAGAAAGCUCGAGGGUCAUUUUUUCCUGAGGAGAAAGUCUGCAAAUGGCUGACUCAGUUGUUGAUAGCCGUUGACUACUUGCACUCUAAUCGUGUAAUCCACAGAGAUCUUAAGUGUUCCAACAUAUUCCUCACCAAAGACAACAACAUUCGGCUUGGUGACUUUGGUCUUGCAAAGCGACUUAAUGCAGAAGACCUUACUUCCUCGGUUGUUGGAACUCCAAAUUACAUGUGUCCUGAGCUCCUUGCUGAUAUACCUUAUGGUUAUAAAUCAGAUAUGUGGUCUCUUGGUUGCUGCAUGUUUGAGAUUGCUGGACAUCAACCGGCAUUUCGUGCUCCAGACAUGGCUGGACUUAUCAAUAAAAUAAACAGAUCCUGCAUUUCUCCACUGCCUAUUGUUUAUUCUUCGACACUGAAACAACUUAUCAAGAGCAUGCUUAGAAAAAAUCCAGAGCACAGGCCAACCGCAGCUGAAUUGUUAAGGCAUCCACUUUUACAACCUUAUGUUCUUCGUUGUCAUAAUGCAUCCUCUAAUAUUCUUCCAGUAUAUCCCAUAGUUAAUUCAAAGGAUAAAACAAGAAGAUCUAAUAAAUCUAAUGGUGGCAAGGACCAUAAGGAAAAAGAAGCAAGCUUAGUAAAUCGUUUGGAACGGAUUCAUCCAAUUGAGGGAAAUGGAGAUACACACGUAAGCAAUCUUCCUAAUGAUGCUGUUACAAUCUCAACCAGUGCAGAAGACAACAUGGAGACCAGGAUGGUUGAUCUUACCAGCUACAUAGUGGAAUCUUCUACUAGUAUUAGUGACUCAAAAGAUGGGUCAACAACAUCUGAAUCAACUAUUUGCAGUGUGUGCAAGGAGGACUUCAAAGGUAGACCUCCAAGGGAAACGACUAACAACGAAAUCUCUUUAAAGAGUUCACAAGAAUCACUGCAUGAGGAACAAAUAUAUGCUGCUAAACAUUUUCAUAAAUUAGAAGAUGGCAGCGUUGAUGCAGUGACCCCAGAAGUUGAAGACGCUUCUUGCAAUGAAGGUUUGAACAAUGCUGAAGCACCGAGGGAAGAUUCGAGCCAUGACAUCUCUGGUAAAUCAACAAUGUCCAGUGAAGGCAGUAGCAGCAGUGAUAAAGAUAAGUCCAUCAAUGAGGAAAAGCCAUCACUAACUGUGAAUCCUAUUAGGGUGGAAAAUGAUACCGAAUCUGGAAACCACUUGAAUGUAUUUACAGAAGGCUCACAUAUGAACGGCUUGACAUCUGAUUGUAAUGAUGCACUUCUAGUUAAGGUUGAUGACACAGCUAACAGACACAUUCUCUCCACGCAUAAAGAUGGUAGCACGGUGGAGGUUGACCAGACAAGUGGCGUUGCAUUGAGUGUAAUAACAGAAGUCGAUGGUGAUGAGACAAAUCUGUUGGAUAGUCCCUGCCAACAAAGAGCUGAUGCUCUGGAAUCUCUGCUAGAAUUAUGUGCUCAGCUACUUAAGCAAGAUAAACUUGAAGAGCUUGCUGGGGUUCUGAGACCAUUUGGAAAAGAAGCUGUAUCAUCAAGAGAAACAGCAAUAUGGCUGGCAAAAAGCCUCAUAUCUGCACAAAAAUUUAAUCCUCAGAUCUAGUUACAAGAGGUUCUGGUUAUAAGUUUAUAAAUUAUUGUAAGAAACGUGUAAUUCAAAUGUUACAUGAGUUUGUUCCGUUCGAGAGAUUGUUGCUUGGUUGAAGAUUGGAGAGACGAAGUAGCUUGCCACAUCUUCUUUCUUGGUUGUGGUGAGUGGUUAUAGUAAAUGAAUUAAAUUAUUUUAGUUAGGUUGAAUAGUCAUUUGUGCUUGUUUUCCAGCAGUGUAUGCGUCAUUGAUUGUAUAAAUUUUUCACUUCCCCUUUUCCUAACUAAAAGGUAACCAUGAAUUUCAGAGCUUCAUGUUU